AUGUGGCUGUACCUGGGGGUCCUGGUGGCUCUGUACCACCUUGUGCGCUGGUACCGGGAGAGGCAGGUGGUGAGCCAGCUGCGGGACAAGUACGUCUUCAUCACGGGCUGUGACUCGGGCUUCGGCAACCUGCUGGCCAGGCAGCUGGACCGGCGGGGCUUGAGGGUGCUGGCUGCGUGUCUGACCGAGACGGGGGCCGAGUCUCUGAAGGUCAAGACUUCCGACAGGCUGGAGACGGUGAUCCUGGAUGUCACCAAGUCAGAGAGCAUCGCUGCGGCCACCCAGUGGGUGAAGGAGCGCACGGGAGACAGAGGUCUCUGGGGUCUGGUAAACAACGCUGGCAUCGCAGGGCUCAUGACUCCCAACGAGUGGCUGACCAAACAGGACUUCAUGAAGACACUGGAUGUGAACCUACUGGGGGUGAUCGAGGUGACCCUGAGCCUGCUGCCCCUGCUGAGGAAGGCCAGAGGUCGAGUGGUCAAUGUCUCCAGUAUCUCUGGUCGUGUAUCUCAAGUUGGUGGUGGCUACUCCCUCUCCAAGUUUGGUCUGGAGGCCUUCUCUGACUCCCUCAGGAGGGAGCUCUCCUUCUUUGGGGUGAAGGUGGCUGUGAUUGUACCUGGUAUCUUCAAGACUGAAAUGAACAAUAUUGAGAAUCUUUCUCAGAAUUUCCAGGACGCAUGGGAUCAUGCUAGCCCAGAAGUCAAGGACAUCUAUGGGGAAAACUUCUUGGUGACCCUCAUUGAAAAUCUUCAGAAAUACAAGUCAACAUUGUGUGAGGAUCUGUCCCUGGUGACUGACUGCAUGGAGCAUGCCCUGAUAUCCUGUCACCCUCGCACCCGAUAUUCAGCUGGCUGGCAUGCCAAAUUCAUCUUAAUCCCCCUGAGCUACAUGCCCACAUUUCUGGCGGAUGCUUUCAUCAAAAGGAGUAUGUUGAGGCCUGCCAAGACCCUGUGA
Sorex araneus (European shrew) is the source of this 954-nucleotide messenger RNA. Its product is annotated as retinol dehydrogenase 7-like. The coding region runs from base 1 to 954 and encodes 317 amino acids. The transcript has 4 exons. NCBI's taxonomy places the organism in Eukaryota, Metazoa, Chordata, Mammalia, Eulipotyphla, Soricidae. The record is from RefSeq and is a predicted model, not a curated record.